GGGGAGUGCUAGAGCAUCCUCACCACCUCAGCAGAAGGCUGGAGGAAGGAAGAGGAAUGCGCGAGCUGACGCCCUGCUCCGACUGAAUGAGCUGAAGGAUGCAGUCGUCCUUCAUCCCUCCAUCCUUGCUCAGCAUCUCGCAGGAGGAAACAACUCCACAGCUCAGCUUUUAAACCGGGGAUUUCCUUUGGAGCAUAGACGGUGGACUGUUUUCCUGAACGUUUCUAGUUGCUUAGGCAAAAGUUGUGGAUGUUGCCCGGCUUUGAAGUUCCUGCUUCAAGUUUGUGUGUUUUGGCAUCAUGGGAUGCACCACCAGCCUGGUUCUGCUGGAGGGGCUGCGCUCCAUCCUUGAGAGGAAUUGUAACUACAUUAAAGCAGCUGGGGAAAUGAAUGCUUCGGAGGAAGAGGAGGAAACACUGAGCUUCAGGGAAUCUCAUUUGUGGAUUCCUACCACCGCUCUGGUAAAACCAAAGAUUAUAGAACCUCUCGACUAUGAGAAUGUUCUCCUCCAGAGGAAGACCCAGAUCGUCAGUGAUGUUCUACGGGACAUGCUGCAGUUCCCCACAGACGACUUCCAGAUCUCCACCCUGCGGCGCCUGGGCCGCACUCUGUUCUCCACCGUCCCGGAGGCGGCGGAGAAGGAGGCCAGCUCCCUGUUUGUGCAAGAGUGCAUCAAAACGUACAAGUCUGACUGGCACGUGGUCAACUACAAGUAUGAGGAGUAUUCCGGAGACUUCCGCCAGCUCCCAAAUAAAAUGCCAAGACCUGAGAAACUUACAGCUCAUUUGUUUGAGGUGGAUGAAGAUGUGGAGAAAGAUGAGGACGCAGCCUCUCUUGGGUCCCAGAAGGGAGGGGUGUCCAAACAUGGCUGGUUGUACAAAGGCAACAUGAACAGUGCGAUCAGCGUGACAAUGCGGUCCUUCAAGAGGAGGUACUUCCAUCUGGCCCAGUUGGGUGACGGAUCCUACAACCUUAAUUUCUACAAAGAUGAAAACACCUCCAAGGAGCCCAAAGGAACCAUCUUCCUUGACUCCUGCAUGGGAGUUGUGCAGAACAGCAAAGUGCGACGCUUUGGCUUUGAGCUGAAGAUGCAGGAUAAGAGCACCUUCCUGCUGGCUGCAGACAGUGAUGCAGAAAUGGAGGAGUGGAUCAGCACGCUCAACAAGAUUCUCCACAGCAGCUUUGAGCAGGUCAUGCAGGAGAAGAGGAACGGAGAUCUGCAUGACGAUGAAGAACAUGGGAAAACAGACCUUUCCUCAGGAGCUUUUCAAGACACUUUUCAGACUGCCAGAGAUAUUGAAUCCAAAAUGAGGAGUGAAGCUCGCCUCAAGCUGUUAACUCUGGAUCCUGACACUCAGAAACUGGACUUCUCUGGGAUCGAACCAGACGUGCGUCAGUUUGAGGAAAAGUUCGGGAAGAGGAUCCAAGUCAGCUGUCACAACUUGUCCUUCAACCUUCAGGGUUGCGUUUCGGAGAACGAAGACGGCCCCACGACCAAUGUAGAGCCUUUCUACGUAGUCCUAUCCUUAUUUGACGUCCAGAACAGUCGGAAGAUCUCCGCCGACUUCCACGUGGACCUCAACCACCCCCUGGUGCGACAGAUGACGCCAAGUCCCGGGCCGGAUUUGCAAAUAAACGGCAGCAGCCCUGUGGGGAGCCACAGGAGUACCGAGCUGCAGGAGCGUGCUCUGGAAUACCCCACGCAGGGGGUGUUCUCCGUCACCUGCCCCCAUCCUGAGAUCUUUCUGGUGGCUAGGAUAGAGAAAGUCCUACAAGGGGGGAUCACCCACUGCACUGAACCGUACAUGAGGAGUUCAGACUCUACCAAGAUUGCACAAAAGGUGCUGAAGAAUGCAAAGACGGCCUGCAGCAGACUUGGGCAGUACAGGAUGCCCUUCGCCUGGGCUGCAAGGUCGGUUUUUAAAGAUGCGUCUGGAACUCUGGACAAAAACGCUCGAUUCUCGGCUCUCUACAGACAGGACAGCAGCAAGCUGUCAGACGAAGACAUGUUCAAACUGCUCACUGACUUCAGAAAACCAGAGAAAAUGGCCAAACUCCCUGUUCUUUUAGGAAACUUAGAUGUCACCAUUGAUAGCGUGGCUCCGGAUGUGACAAACUGUUUCACUUCCUCCUACAUCCCUUUGAAGAACUUUGAAGCAAACGGGCCGGGCAGUACCCUCCUAGAGGUCGAGGAGUUUGUUCCUUGUAUCGCAAAGUGUUCCCAACCUUUUACCAUCUAUAAAAACCACCUUUACGUUUACCCCAAACACCUCAAAUAUGACGGGCAGAAAUCUUUUGCAAAGGCGAGGAAUAUUGCUGUUUGUAUUGAAUUUAAGGAUUCGGAUGAAGAGGAAGCCCAACCACUGAAGUGCAUUUAUGGUCGUCCUGGCAGGCCUUUGUUCACCAAGCAGGCGUAUGCAGCCGUCCUGCACCAUCAGCAGAACCCCGAGUUCUAUGACGAGAUAAAGAUCGAGCUGCCCACUCAGCUGCACGAGAAACACCACCUUCUCUUCACUUUCUAUCACGUCAGCUGUGAUGGCAACAGCAAAAAGAAAGACCUGGUCGAGACUCCAGUGGGUUCAGCUUGGCUGCCUUUGCUAAAGGAUGGGAGCAGAGUCAUUGUGAAUGAACAGCAGCUGUCUGUGGCUGCCCAUCUUCUACCAGGGUACCUGAGCUCCCAGGAUGGUUCCAACAAGCAGUCUGGCUCAGACAUUAAGUGGGUUGAUGGAGGGAAACCGCUCUUCACAGUCUCAACCCAUCUUGUCUCCACAGUUUACACUCAGGAUCAGCAUUUGCACAACUUCUUCCACCACUGUCAAAGUGUGGAGAUGUCGGAACAAGCUUUAGACGGAGGGCUUGUCAAAUAUCUGAAGAGCCUUCACGCCAUGGAAGGUCACGUCAUGGUUAAUUUUCUGCCCACCAUCCUCAACCAGCUGUUUUGUGUCUUGACCAGAGCCACCCACGAAGACGUGGCUGUUAACGUCACCAAGGUCAUGGUCCAUGUGGUGGCACAGUGCCACGAAGAGGGGUUGGAGCAUUACCUGCGAUCUUAUAUUAAGUUUGUGUUAAAGCCAGAACCUUUCUCCUCCACCUGUGUGAAAACGGUUCACGAGGAGCUGGCCAAAGCCAUGACCGCCAUUCUCAAACCAUCUACAGACUUUUUAACCAGCAACAAGAUUCUGAAGCAUUCCUGGUAUUUCUUUGAAGCUCUGGUUAAGUCGAUGGCCCAUUUCCUCAUCGAGAGCGGUAGGGUCAAGCUCUCCAGGAACCAGCGUUUUUCCGCCUCCUACCAACACGCCGUGGAGACCCUGGUCAACAUGCUGAUGCCGCACAUCACCCAGAAGUACAAAGACAACCUCGACGCCUCUCGGAACGCCAACCACAGCCUGGCGGUUUUCAUCAAGCGCUGCUUCACCUUCAUGGACAGAGGCUUCGUGUUCAAGCAGAUCAACAACUACAUGAACUGCUUCGUGCCUGGAGACCCAAAGACUCUAUACGAGUUUAAGUUUGAGUUCCUGCGGGUGGUCUGCAGCCACGAGCACUUCGUGCCUCUCAACCUGCCCAUGCCCUUCGGAAAGGGCAGAAUCCAGAGGUAUCAAGAUCUCCAGCUGGACUACUCCUUGACCGACGACUUCUGCCGGAACCACUUCCUGGUGGGCCUGCUCCUGCGGGAGGUGGGAGCGGCGCUCCAGGAGUACAGAGACGUCCGCCACAUCGCCAUCCAGGUCCUCAAAGGGCUGAUGAUCAAACACACGUUCGACGACCGCUACGCCACUAAAAGCCAGCAGGCCAGGCUGGCCACUCUCUACCUGCCUCUGUUCGGCCUGCUGCAGGAAAACGUUCACCGACUGGACGUUAAGGAUUCGGCUCCGCCCAGCAGCCACAAUAACACGAGGGAGGACUCUCUGGUGGUUCCCCAGAAACCCGGAAGCUGCAUAGAAAACGCUCUGCACAAAGACGUGUUCGGGGUGAUCUCUGGAACAGCGUCUCCUCACAGCUCCACCCCCAACGUGAGCUCCGUCCACCACGCAGACUCCAGAGGAUCGCUGGCCUCCACCGACUCAGGAAACAGCCUUAUGGACAAGAACAACUCUCUGGAGAAGAACCAGAGCGCAUCGACUGCUGGAAGCGCCGUGCUGCGCAGCGACAAGCUAGACCGAGACGAAAUCAAAAACCUCCUCAUGUGCUUCCUGCACAUCCUCAAGAGCAUGUCAGAGGAGGCUCUUUUUACCUACUGGAACAAAGCCUGUCCUUCAGAGUUGAUGGACUACUUCACAUUACUGGAGAUCUGCCUCCACCAGUUCAGAUACAUGGGGAAGAGAUUCAUCUCCAGGAUCCAGGAGGGCGGCGGGCCUGUGGCUGCAGACAGGAAGUCUCUCACUCUGCCUGUUUCUCGCAACAGAAGCGGGAUGCUGCACGCUCGCCUGCAGCAGCUGGGAGGCCUGGACAGCAGCGCUCACACCAUCAACAACAUGUACACCCAUUCAGAAGCAGAUGUGAACAGCUGGUGUCUGCUGGAGGCCAACGUGUCCACAGAGGUCUGUCUGACGGUGCUGGACACCCUGAGCGUCUUCAUCAUGGGAUUCAAGACCCAGCUGAACUCCGAUCUCGGCCACAACCCCCUGAUGAAGAAGGUCUUCCAGGUGCACCUGUGCUUCCUGCAGAUCCCUCAGUCGGAGGUGGCCCUCAAACAAGUCUUCACCUCUCUCAGGACCUUCAUUUACAAGUUCCCGUGUACAUUCUUUGACGGCCGCGCCGACAUGUGCGCUUGCCUCUGCUACGAAAUCCUCAAAUGCUGCAACUCCAAGCUGAGCUCCAUCCGCAGCGACGCCGCCCACCUCCUCUACUUCCUCAUGAAGAGCAACUUUGACUACACCGGCCGCAAGUCCUUCGUGCGGACUCACCUGCAGGUGGUGAUCGCCGUCAGUCAGCUGAUCGCGGACGUCAUUGGAAUCGGGAGUACGCGCUUCCAGCAGUCUCUCUCCAUCGUCAACAACUGUGCCAACAGCGACAAGAACAUAAAGCGUUCCCGUCCGACGUGAAGGACUUGACCAAGCGCAUCAGGACGGUGCUGAUGGCCACCGAGCAGAUGAAGGACCACGAGAACGACCCGGAGAUGCUGGUGGACCUCCAGUACAGCUUGGCCAAGUCCUACACCAGCACCCCGGAGCUGCGUAAGACCUGGCUGGACAGCAUGUCCCGCAUCCACAACAAGAACAGCGACCUGUCAGAGGCGGCCAUGUGUUACGUUCAUGUUGCAGCUCUGGUGGCUGAGUACCUGUGGAGAAAAGGGAUGUUCAGGCAGGGCUGCUCCGCUUUCCGGGUCAUCACUCCCAACAUCGACGAAGAGGCGGCCAUGAUGGAGGACGUGGGGAUGCAGGACGUUCACUUCAACGAGGAGGUCCUCAUGGAGCUGCUGGAGGAGUGUGCUGACGGGCUUUGGAAGGCGGAGCGUUAUGAGCUCAUUGCUGAUGUUUAUAAGCUUAUUAUUCCCAUUUAUGAACAGCGCAGAGACUUUGAGAAAUUAACACAUCUGUAUGACACGCUGCACCGUGCCUACACAAAGGUCAUGGAGGUGAUGCACUCCGGCAAGAGGCUGCUGGGCACGUUUUUCCGAGUGGCGUUCUUCGGACAGGCUGCGGGUUUCUUCGAGGAUGAAGACGGGAAAGAGUACAUCUACAAGGAGCCAAAGUUCACGCCUCUAUCGGAAAUUUCCCAGCGGCUCCUGAAGCUCUACUCCGAUAAAUUCGGCCAGGAGAACGUCAAAAUCAUUCAGGACUCUGGGAAGGUGAAUCCCAAAGACCUGGACUCCAAGUACGCCUACAUCCAGGUGACUCACGUGACCCCCUACCUGGACGACAAGGAGCUGGAGGACAGGAAGACGGACUUCGAGAAGAGCCACAACAUCAGGCGCUUCGUGUUCGAGACGCCGUUCACCGUUUCAGGGAAGAAGCAGGGGGGAGUGGAGGAGCAGUGCAAGCGGCGCACCGUUCUAACAACCACCCACUGCUUCCCGUACGUCAAGAAGCGCAUCCCCGUCAUGUACCAGCACCAGACCGACCUGAGCCCCAUCGAGGUGGCCAUCGACGAGAUGAGCUGCAAGGUGGCCGAGCUGCGCCUGCUGUGCUCCGCCUCCGAGGUGGACAUGAUCCGGCUGCAGCUCAAGCUGCAGGGCAGCAUCAGCGUUCAGGUGAACGCCGGUCCUCUCGCCUACGCCAGAGCCUUUCUGGAUGAUAGCAGUGCCAAAAAAUACCCCGACAAUAAGGUCAAGCAGUUAAAGGAGGUGUUCAGGCAAUUCGUAGACGCCUGUGGUCACGCGCUGGGCGUCAACGAACGACUGAUUAAAGAAGACCAGCAGGAGUACCACGAUGAGAUGAAGGCCAACUACCGGGACCUGACCCGAGAGCUGUCUAACAUCAUGCAUGAACAGAUAAACCCAAUCGAAGAGGGUUCCAGGAAUACUCUGAACAACUCCAUGGGUAUCUUCAAUGCCAUCAGUGGCACACCAAGCCCCCACGGCUCCACCACCAUUCUCUGACUGCGUUUUACUCCAGUUUAGAACACACAUCCCCAGUACCUGAAGAGUCAAUCAGGUUUUUUUUCUUUUUUAAAGACUCAAACUAAAAUUGCCACUAUUUUUUGCUCUAUUUUCUCCCAGUUUCUUGGCAUCGGCUGAAAAAAGUUGGUGUUUCCUAUGGAGACCACAGUUUUGAAUUCAGUGGCAGUUUUGUUGUUUUUAAAUGAAGUACCAAUCCAGACUGACAACUUCAAAUAUGUUUUUGUUUGUCCAAAACUAUUUCCUUUAGAAGCGAUUAAAACACUCCCAUUCAUUUAAAGAGGUAAACCGCUAAAUAUU
Molecule: messenger RNA, 6856 nt
Organism: Oryzias melastigma (Indian medaka)
Lineage: Eukaryota; Metazoa; Chordata; Actinopteri; Beloniformes; Adrianichthyidae
Gene: dock9b
Product: dedicator of cytokinesis 9b
Biological process (GO): positive regulation of GTPase activity; small GTPase-mediated signal transduction
Molecular function (GO): guanyl-nucleotide exchange factor activity
Source: RefSeq, a predicted model, not a curated record